AUGCAGAUAAACAAAUAUUACGAUAUCAAGUUAACAGUCAAGAAGAGGGAGCUCAGUGGAACCUUUGUGCAACGAGUCGAGAUUGUCGAUGGAACACCUCUCUAUGCUGAAAUAGAGUAAGCGGUACUUAAGUUAUUGUUCCCUGUAUCGAUCGUUUUUGUACUGUGUACGUUAAAAUCCCCUUGUUAAAUGGUCUGAAAACGCUAAGAAUUAUUUUUUCCAUAACAAGAGAUACUGUCGUAUAGCAUCGUGGGUCUCUUCAUUGCGAGUUCAGCUGAGUGUCUACGAUAUAUUUCGUUCGUGGAGGGUAACGUUUGCCACAUGUCCAUGUUCACGGAUAUGACAAUGAGGUUAUUUUUUCACCGCACGAUAAGGAAAGUAUGAAUUUUAAAACAAUAACUUUCACAAAUUAUCAAACAAAACUUCUGGUCAUAAUUGAGUUAGAACUACUACCACAGUUGAAACUUGAUUUUUUUGCUUUGAUGUUGCGCAAACAAAGAAAAAGGCAAAAAGGGUUCUUGAAACUAAAUAUUAACAAUAACUUUCACAAAUUAUCGAACAAAACUUCUGCUUAUAAUCAAAUUAUAACUACUACCACAGUUGAAACUUGAUUUUUUUGCUUUGAUGUUGCACACACACACAAAAAAAUGCAAGUGUCGCAGGCAAAAGGGAACCUUAUUAUGCUCUUAACACUAGCCAGAACUUAUUUUAAAGACCGAACCAUUCAUAAAGAGAUUGUUUAUCAACACUCUCAGACCAACUCAGUCACGUUCAAAACUUCUUUAAUUAUUCUGAGAAAUGAAUUUGAUCAAAAUUUGGGAAAUUUUCUCAAGUCUUCUCAGGUUUGAAUUGAUAUUUGGCCAGUCGCUUUCGAAUUAUGAGAAUGACCCAUAUUAUUGGCCUAUAACAUCUUGGAUUUCAGGAGACUUACUUUUUUCAUAUUCAUUUUGCAGUUGUCUAAUGAAUUGUGGACUGGAGGUCAUACCAAAUGUCAAAGCUACCUUUGUGGCAAACUGCACAAAUUCUCCUUGUUACACAAAAAGUGCUCUGUUGAGCUAUCAUUGGAGAUUAUUCCAAGAGACCAACGAGGCAUGGUCAGAACUUCACCAAAUGCAAGAAAUCAGAGGAACUAGAGCGAAUUCGAAUUUUUUCACUAUCAAUCCCGAUGCAAUUAUUCCAGGCAGAAAGUAUCGUCUGACCAUCGAUGUAGAAAAUAUGAAUGAUGAUUCCUCCAAAGGCUUUUCUGCGUGGCUUUUUGAAAGCAGCACCAUUCCUUUUGGUGGGUCUUGCACGGCAAGCAAAUUAUCUGGAGUUGCUAUUCAAACCGUCUUCACUCUUAAAUGUGCUAACUGGAACGAUCCAAACACACCUCUUCUUUAUGAAUUUCUGCUACCCCUGGCAGAAGGACUUAGUGCCAUUUUGUCUUAUAGUUAUUCCACUGCUACAGAGAUAAUGCUACCUCCCGGUGAAUUCGUGAAAAACUAUUCCUUAACAAUCGACGUGGUAGUUGCAAGCUCCAUUGGUUCUAGUUCUAGUACUUCUUUAACGAUGCAGGUGAGCCGUGAAUUUGAUUGGAGGCAGGUAUAGACACAAGUAUGGUUUUUGAUAAAAGUUUGCAGUUAUGAAAACCUAUUGGGUAUUGGGGAAAACUCUGUCAUAUCACCCAAACUUCCUGCUGAAAGAUACUCCCUGAUAUUCUCUUUUCAAUUUUCAGGUUUUUCCUUGGCCUAUGAUGAGUACCAAAAACGCGUCAGGCGAAAUACUCCAUCUCUUGAAAAAGCACUUCGUCGUCCAUAGUAGUAGAGGAGACGUUACACGGGCUACCCAGAUGGCCAUUGCUGUUUUAAAAUCCUUAGAGCUACAGAAAGACGAAGUUAUCAAUAUAGAAGAGAGACGCCAGGUAGCGAGUUGGUGACAAGUUUAGUAAAGAAAGUUUAGGAAAACAGAAACGGGUAUUCUUUGUUUCACAGUGAUAUUGCUGUUGAUAAGAACAAAGGCAUAACAGCAAAAUUACUUGAAUGAAAGUUAAAGAUUGCUUUCGUUCUCAAAUUUUCUUACUGUUUGUACUCGUCUAGAUAGAUACGUAUGCCUUUUCGUUCGAGACUUGAUUACGUGAUAAGAUACCUUUUUCACCAUUCUCCAUUACUAGAUGAUGUAAGAAGCUCCUAUUCCACUAAAAUCACUGUUAGGUUAUGGAAAUGCUUUCGAGAAUUAAAGUGCCGGUCAUGGAAUAAUAAGGAUAGUUUGCUAGAUGCAUCAUUAACAAAAGAUACUGUCGCUAAAUUUAGGAAAAACGCAGUGAUGUUCAUUAAAAGGUGGAUAAAAUUUAACUAGGUAGUCUUCAGCCGAAAGAUUCCAAAAUAGCCGCGCUAAAAUUACCGGUGCACUCUUUCUAUUGGUCGAGUUAAAAAGGUAAUGCUCAGAAGGCAUGAGUAUAGAAAAAGCGGUCGUGGGUCAAAAUAAUAUGCUUGUCGAACUAAAAGGGUUUCAGAAUAAAUUAAUUAAUUGAUUAUCUCUUUGGACACAAUACACUGAAGGUAAUAAUUGGUUCCUCUGUGCUGCUUAUCAGGUAUUUCCUAUUUGUUACAUCCACUUGGUAUGAUGUGUGCACUCGGUAUGAAUAAAGUUCUUAUUUUCUAGAUCAAAAGCCUCAUCGUAAAGACUUUGAGCAAGAUAGAUAUCGGAGACCUGAGGAAGCUCAUUCAACUCUCUUCUGUUAUUUCUCUUACGAUGAAUGAUCCAGCAGAGAUUACAGCGGAUACUAUGGUUAGUCUUUCAUCUUAGUCCUAUUUUCACGAUUGUAUUGUUGAUGCAAUGUUUUCCAUUCUUCCAUGUUGCACCUUCGCAGCUUUAACUGACAAUUCAUUCAUAUGCCACCCUUAUUGUACUAAGGGCCUUAAAAAUGUACUGAACAUUAUAAUGUCCUGAGUUUUAGAGAUAACUCAUUUCCUAAAGAUAGAAAAGCUGCCUUACAUUCCAAUUUCUUUCGACCGGCUAGAAUUGAUGAUCACGUCAAAUAAAGAGAGGAGACGUUACGAAACAGAAUUCCCUUCUGCAGACAGUGUUACAGGCACCUGGUUUAUCUGAAACAAUGCUCCAAGAAACCUGCGUGUUAUUUGAAUUUUUCUAUGUGAGGAGCGAGUUGACACUGCAUGGAAAAUGAGUCGGAGAUAUGUGAAAAUAGUUUAAUUGCUAUUUGAGAGGCUUAAGUAAGCCUCUAUGUGCUUGCUUGACUAUCGUUUUUAGGCAGUCACGGCAAGAAACAGUCCAUUUUAACAGCAUGAUAGCAGAGUUAAUGCACAUUAUGAAAACAACAAGGUUUGCAGCACACAGCUGUCAAAUGAUCUCUCCUGGGUACGCCCUAAAUCCUAAACACAAGCCUUUCUCUCAAUCGGCAGGAACUUAUAAUGGAGAUGGUGCAGAAGAUGACAAAGUUAUUUGACGAUAUCAGUGCUAGAGGGUAUGCAUUUGAUAUGCGUUAUUCUCGAAUAGCCGAGAAGAAUCUGGUUUACUCAAUAGGAAAACAGCUUCAAGUUUUAUCUAGUGACAAUGGUGCUAUAGAGGGCUCUAGUUCCCAAAACAUAACUGUAAGUAUUAACCAGCAGCCGUUCUUUUCUACAUAGCUUUUUAGUCUCUGGUUGUGUUAAUGUUGCAUAAAUGUCUUUAAAACUUCUUCAACGUGGACAUGGAGCUCUUUAUGCUUGCUUCUACUCUUAUCCGUCUUUGUAUAAUCUCCCUAAUAGCAUUACCGGAGAAAGAUUAGAGGAUUAUGUGUUGUAAAACUUGAUCAAGGCUUUCGGUAAAGUGGGGCAAGCGAAAAAACGGGCGUGAGAAAUGGUGAAUCUCUGCUAGACAUUAUUUUUUUCCUUCUGACGAACAAAUUUUUCUCUCGCGCUAUUUUCACGAUCGUCUCCUCUAAUUCGGAGGGUACAGGCCAUGUGUUGUGGUCUCACCAACCACACCUGAAUGAACUCUAACAUUGAUGAAACCAUGAUAAUCAGGGCAAAACUCUGAAUGCAUAGAUGAUGAAACUUUCAGUCAGGGCCCAUUUGAGAUAAGGAGUAUCUUACUAAAUUUUUAUCUUGAACGAGAGUAAGGCUGAAUGAUUUAUUUAUUAAUGGUUGUGAUUUCUUCGCGUUAACUUUGUUUUGACGGACGAGCAACUGGAGGGAAACCUGAUCCGUGAACUGAUCUAGCCCUCAGUAAUCAUCUAGGUCAGUGAAAAGGAAACAUUUUAAAGAUCCCUUCAAAGCACAAAAAAAUUGAUUCUUGACGGCUCUAAAGUGGUGCUGGGAUUUAUUCUUUUGACACAUUGUAGUCUCAGACGCCAUAUGGUCUGUUGGUCUAGUUGCUGGUCCUUCCCUUCGUUCGUGCGUUUUCGAAAUUGAAGGGUUAGAAAACGAACAAAAACCAAACCAUUCUGGUGUGCUUGCAACUCUACUCCUUUAGUUCUGUGAGUUAAGGUUAAUUAAAACUUCCACAACCCUUCCUGUUGGCUGCAGCUUACUUAAUGUUUGUUUUUUCAUUAUAGACCUCUUUGGAAAUUAUGCGUAGAGUGUUGCAGACUGUAAUCAAGGGAAAAGUUGUCGGAGAGGACCCAAGUGUGAUAAAAACGGAACUUUUGGAGGCUCUUGUCGCAAGAAGUCAUCCAGAAUAUGUGGCAGGUUCUUUACUUACCUUGGACACAUGUUACGUUCAUUUUCCUGAGUCACAAAUUAUGAGAGACAUGCUUUCUGGCACUGGGGAGUACGUUGACUUAGAGGUAUGAUUAUGUUUGUCAUAUUUGGUUUGUGAUCUGAAAUCUGACUCUGAAAGCUAGUAGUAGGAUAAACCAUUUGCAAAGCCGAUUAACAAGUAGAGGAAGAGUUUUAUAUAACGCUGCAUUCGAUUCCAUUCGACGCGCUCAAAAAUUGAAGUGCAACUUGGGAUUUUUGGGGAUUUGUAUGGCUAUGCUUUAUGUGUGUUUUGUGGGAAAUAAUAGUUCGAUGAUGCAAAAAACUCAGGCCAAAAGCAUCCACGAUCAUUUUUUCGUUUCAGGUAAUUUCGUCGAAAGUCAACUAUUAUAAACAGAGUACCACCUCGUCAUUCAUUACAUCAUAUAUUGUUGAGGUUGAUUUAAGAAGAGACUCUGGCGAAGUCCUUAAUGUGCGGAACCUUACCACCGACAUACAACUAGGAAUAGAACUCCUCAACGGCAAUGGAAGUUCACCUGAAAAUGACUCUGUUUUUGAUCAGGAAAACAAAUAUUUUGUUAAGCCAGGAAACAUCCAGUAUCACAGAAUUGAAGUGAAUCGCGAACGAACCUCAUACCUCAUAACAAUGGCGUCUACGGGAAAUUUGAACGUUUUGGUGAAAUAUGAUAGCAAGCCAACAACGGAUGAUUUUGAUGCAAAUUUCACUGUUCCAGACUAUUCUUCAUGCACGAGAAAUUUUAUUAUCGAUGGGGAUGAUGAAGAAUAUAACUGCAGUCGUCAUCCAAAUCAACUGCUUUUGACAAAUGCAGUAAUACAAAAGCCUGGAGUUUAUUUUUUAGGAAUCCUUUAUACUCAACACUCCUCCCCUGGUAGCAGUUCCCAUCGUAUGCGGAGGUCUUGUUUUAGCGCCAACAGGCAAAAACGGUCAUGUAUCGAGACAAAAGACCCUCCACCCCCUCUGGGUGUUUACGAGUAUGCUACCAUCCCAGCUUAUGAUCCACGCGUUGACGUGAACUACACACUUGUCUCAGAUGAACUCAGCUGUCGAUUUUGGUCACAUGAAGAUCAGAAAUGGCUAACUGAAGGCUGUAAGGUAUACUGCUAAAAUUUAUUUGGAAAAAGAGGCUUACGGUAUGAUUUGAUUUGGAUUGUUACACCGGACGAUGCCGCCGGAGCAAUCACGAUAUAGAAAAAGUAAUAAACGUCAGGUGUUUGGAAAGAUCUGUAAUUAAGGGUACCUAUGCAGGAGAGGUAAACUAUGUGCUAAUCAAAUCUCGCCCCAAGACCUCUUUCAGUCCAAACUUCCUUCAGGUAUGGUAUCGUAUAGCUUUUUCAAAAACUAAAUUCGGCUUGUGUUGUAGGGCAACAUGGUAUAUUACACUAUAAUACAAUCACAUCAGUAAUUCUUUUUCCUUUGCACCCCAGGUCGGACCUGAGUCCAAUAAGCAUCGUCUUCUUUGUCUUUGUAACCACCUUACAUCGUUCGCUGGAGGCCUUCUAGUAGCACCCAAUCCAAUUGACAUUGAUACCGUUUUUAAAGAGCUCAGCCGCCUCGACGAAAGUGGUAACUUUGGUGUCCUUCUUACGAUCAUUUUCGCAUUUUUUUUGUAUUGUAUUGCCUUCGUCCUCGCCAAGAGGGCGGAUAGAAGAGAUCUUGCCAAGGUAAGGAUUCAACCGGUCGUUAGGCGUUUGAUAACUUUUAUUAAUCAUUUUGGGUCUCCUUCUCUUAUUCAUAUCUAUUUUCCUUCAGCGUGGGUCUAGGAUUCUGUUGGAAACUGAAGAGUGUCUAGUCGCUCAUCAGUAUGAGCUCACAAUCAGCACAGGUGUGUGGUCAGAAAGUGGCACCACAGCCAGAGUAACUAUGGUGUUUUACGGUAGCCAUGGAAGCAGUGGACCAAUCACUCUGCGCGGUAACCUGUAUCCUCCGCGGUUGCUGCUAUCUCGCGGUAGUGUCGACAGGUACCUUGUCUCACUUCCAGCAUCCCUUGGAACUUUAACCCACGCUUAUGUUUGGCAUGAUAACUCUGGAGAAAGUCCUUCUUGGUUCUUGGACUACAUAGUUGUUAGGGAACAAAAAACGAGUCAAGAAUGGAAAUUUUUAUGCAAUCAGUGGUUUUCUCCCAACAAGGACGAUGGAAAAAUUGCUAGGAAGUUGUUGGUCGAGAGCAUAAACUCAUUUCCUGAAUUCCAAGAGACAUUCCGCGCGCGCCUGUCUGGUACACUGUAUGAAAAACAUUUAUGGAUGUCUUUAGUUACUAAACGGCCGGGAAGUUCAUUUACACGAACUCAACGUGUCACGUGUUGUUUGUGCGUCAUAUUCAGCGCCAUGCUGGCCAAUGCAAUGUUUUUUAACAUGGGUGGUGAACCUACGGAGAGUACAAUCAAACUUGGUCCAUUAAAGAUUUCGAUGAAGCAAAUCAUAAUAACAAUUCAAAGCUGCUUGAUAAUAGCUCCUAUCAAUUUCCUCAUUGUUGCCCUCUUCAAAAACUCCAGGUCAAAAUUCGACAAGUAUUGUUGCAAUCAGUCAAGUGAAAAGGAAGAUCAACAUUCCGUGGAAGUGGAUGACGAUGGAAACAAGCCCCUGCACCAUAUUUUUCUUUACGUUGCUUGGUUUCUUUGUUUGGCCACUUCCAUAACCUCUGCCACAGUCGUGUUCUUCUACAGUCUUAUGUGGGGUAAGGAGACGGCCGAUGAAUGGCUUUCAUCAAUCCUGAUGUCCAUAACCAUGGACAUCCUUGCAAUUCAACCCGUGCGCCUUGUCAUGCUAACCGCAGUCGCUGCCAUAAUAAUAACCAAAGCAAAGAGGACAAAAGCGAAGCUCUCAUCUAAGAUAAGGUAACCUCAGUACCCUCAUUAUGUCAGUAUACCAGUAAACGUCUGUCUGUGCUUUGCCUCUACUUUAAAUCCUAGGUAUAUUACUAUCUAUUGAAUGGUUAUCGUUCGAUUAUACAGCCGUUUUUUAACCGCUUGUGAGGCUAUUUGGGCUCCUUUUAAACUCUUUUAGAUCCUGCAGGUGUGGUUGCGCCCCAACCCCGGGGUAUUGCUGUUUUCUUUCUGUCUGUGCAAGGUCUUAAAGUUAGGGUCACUACAGGAGAGACUACAAAACCGUCAUUUCAAAUACAACAAAGCAAAUUUCGAGUAGGUGUUGGAAGUAAUCUAGGGUGUUGCAUUUGCAUCUGGUUGGAAUUUUUCUUUAAGCUGUGCGACGCUGUGGCGGUAACUCGCUCUAGAUUUUUUUUUUCCCAGUUAAGAACAAAAUUUAAACAAUGUUCACUUUCCGGUCACCUGUAUUUGCAUUAAAUUCCCAUUUGGCAUCACUUAAAUUUCUCUUGCUCUGAUUUGUUAUAUUUUUCUUCUCAAUCUGUUUUCAGCCCACCAGACAUGUGAGAAAUAUAUUUUUUAAAGUCAUCAACAACUAAAAACAUGUCUUCCUAUUGCAGAUCUCUGGCACGGAGGGACAAUGGGAAUGAUGAACCACCUGAUAGUUUUAAAGGAGCCUUGCCGGAUGCUAUGCAGUUGGAAGGUUACAAAAAGUACAGAAUCAAUGUAUCGAGAACUGUGUCGGCAUUCCAAUCUUUGACGUUCUUCGUUUCAUUUCUUUUGAUACUUGGGAUUGUGUGUUAUGGAAACCAAGAUUAUCACCAAUAUCUGAUAGGUAGAGAAGUUAAGGCUAUUUUACCACGAAGUGAAAAGGUAAAGAUGUCAUGCAUGCUAGAAAUGUUCAUACCUUUGUCGCUGUGUAAAGUUUUCCCCGAUUAAAAAACAGAUAAAAAAAACAUAGAAGAAAACCUUAAAGCAACGAAGUCCUCGAUGUAGCACAUAAUCUCCGAGGCCCAAAUUUUAAUUAUCCUGAUAUCAUGAUCAUUGCCAAUAAAACGUUACAAACGAAGGUACACUGAAUACGAAAUAUACUUUACUUUCCAGACAUGGCUUUAUUUCGGCACUUUUGUCAUUUCGUGACUUAUUUUAGAAAAAUGUUGAUGUUUAGAACAUUCAUAAUAGAUUUUAGUAGAAAUCCUGAGUAAUUUUUGGGGCUAUCUGUCGGAAACAAAAGGCCUGAGAUCUAGAAAAGAGCGAUCAAGUACAAUUAUAAGCAAUUGAAGACUUUGUGGAUUUCAUUUGAAUAUUGAAAUUUUUAUAAUCGUUAUGGUAAUAUAUAUGUAGUGUACCUGUUUAUAGUUAACUACAUAUUUAUCAGUGACACCUUUUGGGGGUACUUUCAGGUACAUGAAGCGUUAGGUUUGUGGAUGUGGUUGAUGAACAUUUAUGCUCCUGCUAUGUACACAUCACAUUGGUACAACGGCGAUAAGGGAAACAACGAGAUGUACAUCAGUGACAUGAGCUCUGUGUUGAUUGGCAUGCCACGGAUCAGACAACUGAGGAUCGAAAGAAGUAAGCGUGGUGUAAAAUAUUAUAUUUUACUAUCAUUACUUUGUAUUCCACUACUUAUUUGUUAUUUCGAGAGGAACGAGUUACAGUUUUCCCUUUUUGUGUGUGUUUGGAUUUUUCAACUUCGAUGAAACAGUUUUCUUACGAAAUCGACUUUUCACAUAAUCGAGUUUUAUCGCUUUUUUUUCUGCUUGGACUUCGGCACGGCAUCCUAUUGCACGAUUAAAUUUCAGUCUUCCAGGGUGAAUAUUUGAUGACAAUAGGAAUAUUCAAAUACGGAUCCUUCUCUUCUUACAAGGACCUUUCAUUUAAAGAUAAAAUAGUGCAAAGGAAAAGGAUAUAAAUGCUUUUUAAUUAAGAAUAAUGCUGGAAAUUUGGGGUUUGGAUCUACGCUGUCACUUGGUAGUUUCCAUUCGUUGGAAACCCUUUACACUCGUGGGUGGUGAGAUGCGGUUAGACUUAAGUGUGUUGCCCGAAAACAAAACACUAAACCCGACCAGGCCUCGAACCACAGCCUUGCGGACUAACAUUGGGCCUUUACGGCUCACCGAAAAAACUUACCUGCAUUGACAGCGUUCAAUAUCUGCUCAGUGUAGAAUUUGCCGCUCCCGACCCGUCGCAAGAACGUUGUUUUCUGGUCUUACAAGUAAACUACCUGUGAUGAGAAAUUCUUUUUACUACCUUUCUUAUAUUCGCUCAAUUUACUUGUGCUUACUGUAGUAAUGUUAGUGCAUUUCUUUUCUAUUCGAUAGACUCAUGUCCUAAGAGGCUCGUGGAAAUCUGUAACGUUACUGAAGUUUGCUAUCCUCACUAUGCCAUUUGCCGUGAAGAUAAAACACCAAUGUACCUCCCAAAAUGGAAACUUCCUCCAACUGUUCUUUCAUCGUCCUCGUUUGAUAGAUUGUGUCCAAAGCCUUGGCGGUAUCAUACCUCAGAAGAAACUAACAAUUUACCAAAAGUAACCCCUCGAGAAACAUAUGGAGGAGGUGGUUAUGUGGCUGAUCUUGGAUAUGAUUUACAGACAGCAAGAUACGUUAUGGAAAACUUAAAUGAGAACAGCUGGAUCGAUCGGCGAACUCGAGCCGUCGUCUUGGAAUUUAACAUUUUCAACAGUAACAUGAACAUCCUCGUGGUCGCACAGUACUUCUUCGAAUUCCUACCAACAGGUGGAGUUUUCAAAUAUGUUAGUGUGCAAAUGUUGAAUUUGUAUGGAACAGAGACUGGUUUGGUGCAAGUUGUCUUACUUUAUCGCCUUCUUCUUCUGGUCAUGAUCAUUGCUUUCAGUGUAAUUCAAGUGGUCAAAAUGUACCGUCAAAGAAAGUCAUACUUCAAAAGCUUUUGGAACUGGCUUAUUCUUGCCCUCAUCAUUACUUCUAUAACUUCUGUAGUUCUUCACAUCUUUCGAGAGAGGGCCGCCAAAGACACCAUAAAGGAACUUCAGAGGAACAUUUAUGCCAUGGUCAGCUUCCACAAACCUUUACGUUUGCUGCACUUUGAAACUGCUGCUCUGUCCAUCGUCAUCUUUCUGGCGACAGUUAAGCUGCUGAGACUCCUACGUUUUAGCAAGCAAACAGUAUUUCUGUCGAUAACAGUUCGAUUUGCUGGAAAAUAUUUGUUUUCCUUCUCGUUCGUUUUCAUUAUCAUUUUCUGUUCGUUUGCCAUGUCUGGUAUGAUGGCGUUUGGAUCUAUUGUGGAGUCCUAUUUCAGUUUCCCACGUGCCUGUGUGGCUCAGUUUGAAUUCCUACUCGGAAAGGCUGUGCCCAAUUUUCAAAUGGCAAGAGUAAACCCUUUUCUUUCCUUUGUGUUUUUUAGCCUUUACAUUUGCUCUAUGACUGUCUUUUUCCUCAAUCUAUUCAUCGUCAUUUUGAACUGUGCUUUGGAGGAGGUUAAGAAUAAUCUUGAUUCUGUGGCAGAUGAGCUCGACUUGGCCGAAUUUAUGAUUAGUUACUUAUUCCAGGGCAUUUCUAAUCUAUUUGGCUGGAAAAAACGCAAGAACUGCAAACUCUAUUGCGAGAGUAUGACUUUUGAAGAUGAAUGCGCCUAUGUUGAGAAAUGUCUUAUUGAAAUCGAUCAAAGACUCUUCAUAUUGUCAGAGCGCACCUUUCCGGAAGAGCGUUACCGUUUAAAGAAAGAUCGGAUGGUGAAUACAUCCCUGUUCCAGACGCAGUCUCAUUUGAUUAAUAGUGAAACAGGCUCUGACAGAAAAGUAACAUCCCUUCAACAAGCAGAUAGAAGGAGUAUGAGCGAAGAAGAAACUCUUGAUAGUCCUGAAAGAGAAGUUGUAGUGGAAGUGGACUGCGAUCCCUCAAAUUUCACCGUGAAAGAAAUGACAGAAAAUUGUGAACAAACGAUAAAUCGAACGGCCUCCCCUUCGCAAAUACAUAUGGCCACUGAACACGAAGAGAAUUAUUAA
This is a messenger RNA of Pocillopora meandrina, 11496 nucleotides long. The record is from the annotation of a GenBank genome assembly. Lineage: Eukaryota; Metazoa; Cnidaria; Anthozoa; Scleractinia; Pocilloporidae.